UUAAAGAUUCUCAAGUAAUUUCAUAUAAACUAUUCUUUGAAAUUGAUACAUAAAUUCAACAUCCAUCCUCGAAGUGCUAUGGUAGGGGAAACUUUAUAAAGAAUUUGAGGCGGACUGCAUCAGUUGCUCUGAAGACAUGGACUCAUACGUUCGACCUGCACGUACCAUUUUGAGGAAGGUGUUCGCGCUGACACCGACAGCGUACAAAUUUCUGGAGAUUGGGAUCGCCGCGGGACCAAUGUCUCAAGUGGAAAUUGCGAUUGGCGAUAUUCGAGGCAACCGUAUCGUCCUGCCUCACGCUACGUGGAUGGCGUUUAUCGAAAAACGGUCGGACAUCCAGCAAUUGGUGCGGUCAUCUACUCCGUCACCGUUGAUGAUUCAGGACCUUGUCAUUGAACUUGUUAAAAUACGUGAUGUGGACAAUGUGAAAUUAUCUUUAUGUGACAAGUGUGUGUAUAUGAAACCAUCGACUAUACUUUUUAUGCUUGAGCUCGAACAAUGUGUUGAACACGCAUAUUUUGAUUUAUGUCAAUAUACAAAUAUU
Molecule: messenger RNA, 544 nt
Organism: Trachymyrmex cornetzi
Lineage: Eukaryota; Metazoa; Arthropoda; Insecta; Hymenoptera; Formicidae
Exons: 2
Source: RefSeq, a predicted model, not a curated record